Pocillopora verrucosa is the source of this 707-nucleotide messenger RNA. Lineage: Eukaryota; Metazoa; Cnidaria; Anthozoa; Scleractinia; Pocilloporidae. The record is from RefSeq and is a predicted model, not a curated record.
AUGAUUGGACACCUACGCUGCUCCUCUAUUGUGUUCUCCUCUGUAAGUGUUCUAUAUGGAAUUGCUAUUUGGGGGUCUGGAUCCAAGCUUAAAGAUCUAGAAAUGAUUCACAUCAGGGCUGCCAGGCUAAUUCAUAAGAUACCAAAUAGUUUUGGGGAUAAUGAUGUACUUUCUAAGGUUGGCUGGAUGCCUUUAGAGUAUUUUUAUAAGCUACGUAUCUUAACUAUUACAUAUAAUGCUUAUUAUAAUUUAGGGUUGCGGGAAAUUAAUUGUUUGGUGACCAAGAACUCUAACAGUUAUAACCUAAGGAAAUCCCUGAAUGUUGUACUUAAUAGGCCCAAAACCGAAUUGGGUCGUAGGUCCUUUGCUCAUAGAUCUGCAGUAGCAUGGAAUGCACUUCCCGAUAAUGUUAAAGAUUCUCCAAAUUUAUCUAUUUUUAAAUAUAACUUAAAACAAUCCAAGCAAACUGUUAUGAAUAUUAAUUUUGAAAAGGGAGGUAAUGUUAUACAAAACAUGAAACCAAAUUUUCACUAUUACUAAAACUUUAUGGUUUACUUGAUUUAUUCAACUUAUAAAUUUUAUCAUAUCUGUAUUUUAUAUAAUUAUAGACUAAUUAGUUUAGGCAGGUCCACAUCAGCUGUAAAGUUGCGCAAAUUUUAACCUGCGUUAUCAAAUAAAGUUAUGUAUGUAUGUAUGUAUGUAUGUAU